AUGAAGGUCACUCAAACCAGCAUUAAAAAUCAAGAAGCUUCCAUGAAGAAGUUAGAAACUGAGAUUGGACAGUUGGCUGAACAACUAGCGAAUAGAGAUGAGGAAAGAUUUCCAAAAGCAUUGGAGCAGAUGCCAUCUUAUGCUAAGUUCAUGAAAGAAUUGUUUUCCAAGAAAAGGAAGUUGGAACAUGACAAGACAGUACCAUUAACAGAAGAAUGUAGUGCUAUUCUUAAAAGAAAACUUCCUCAAAAACUCAAGGAUCUAGGAUCCUUUAGCAUCCCUUGUGAAAUUGAAAAAUAUUUUGUCAUUCUAGACAUGGAAGUAGAUGCAAAUAUACUUUUGAUUUUGGGAAGAACAUUCCUUGCAACUGGAAAAGCUCUUAUUAAUAUUCAAAAGGGAGAGCUCAUGCUUAGAGUGCAAGAUGAAAAUCAAUUGGAAACCUUACCAGUUCUGACCCCUGUAGAGAAAUCAAUCAAGGAAGUAGAAGAAGAACAAACUCAGAAGUUAGAAAUCAAGCAGCUGACUUCUCACUUGAGAUAUGCAUUUUUGGAUCAAAAUUACGAAAAUCUAGUCAUAAUCAGCAAUCAACUCAAGGAAGAAGAAGAAGAAAAGUUGUUGAGAAUCUUGAAAGCACACAAGAUCAAAGGUUGUGACAAGAAGGGAAAGGACAAUGGUGUUGCAAAUCAUCUGUCCAUAAUACCUUUGAAAGCACUGCAAUCAAAUUGCUGUGACAUUAAUGAGGAGUUCCCUGAUGAAAAGCUGCUAGCUAUGGAAGAAUUGCCUUGGUUUGCUGAUAUAGCAAACUUUAAGGCUACUCAGCAUAUUCCAAAGAGAAUGAGUUGGCAGCAGAGAAAGAAUUUUUUUCAUGACAGCAAGUUCUACAUUUGGGAGGAUCGUCAUCUACUCAAAAUUAGAGUGGAUGGUAUAUUGAGAAGAUGCAUUCCACAGAAAGAGCAAGCUGAUAUCUUAUGGCACUGCCACAAUUCAGAUUAUGGAGGCCAUCAUGGAGGUUCUAGGACAGAUGCUAAAGUCUUACAAGCAGGCUUCUUUUAG
Molecule: messenger RNA, 1053 nt
Organism: Abrus precatorius (Indian licorice)
Lineage: Eukaryota; Viridiplantae; Streptophyta; Magnoliopsida; Fabales; Fabaceae
Exons: 6
Coding region: 1-1053 (350 amino acids)
Source: RefSeq, a predicted model, not a curated record